Messenger RNA from Colletotrichum higginsianum IMI 349063, 720 nucleotides. RefSeq lists its product as uncharacterized. Lineage: Eukaryota; Fungi; Ascomycota; Sordariomycetes; Glomerellales; Glomerellaceae. The transcript has a single exon. The record is from RefSeq and is a predicted model, not a curated record. The coding region runs from base 1 to 720 and encodes 239 amino acids.
AUGCUGGAGCCAUCAACCCUGACCGAGUACACCAGCCCAUGGAGGCGCAUUAUCGCUUUUGUCGCCGACCACAUCCCCAACCAAAAGGUCUGCGGCGCCAUGACCUCAUUCGCCGGGCCCCUAGAUCGAGCCACAGUGAAGAACGUAUGGGCGGCAUUCUGUAUGACUGGGGGCACAAUUCCUACGUCUUGGGAAGUGGAAUACCGAAACGGAGAGCAAAUCAAGAAAUUCGAGACGAUUUUACGAUUGGCUACGCGGCCUCGACCCAUUUAUGCCGAGGUCGAGAAGGCGUUCAUGGUUGCGCAGAACCUAAGAGGUGUCAACUAUCACGGGAAAACAUACGAUCGAGACGAAGCCAUCGAUUACGUCAAAGCGAAGGAAGAUGCAAAGAAGAAAACAGAAGAAGAAAAGAAGAAAAGGGCCCUCAAGAAGGAUCAGAAGAAUCAAGAUGUCGCCAAGAACAGAGAGAAGGGCGAUGAAAGUGUCUCUAGAUCGGCUGCUCAGGGAGCUCAUGAGGAGGCCAAGAAAAUGGCGGACGAAGAGGCCGAGAAGAAGAAGGCGGAGGAAGAUUUGGCGAAGAGAAGAGAGGAGUUAGAAAAGAGAGAGAGGAAAGUGGACGAGAGAGAAAGGGCAAUGGCAAACCAACGAGAGAAACGGAAUCGAGACUUCGACACCGACGCACAAGACGAAAACAGACCGGAAAACAAGAAGGAGAAGUAG